GUUGGCUACGUACUGUGGAGUGUGGGCAGGAAGAGAGCGCACGGUGGCAACUCAAAGAACAGACUUUGGGCAAGCUUCAGAAACCGGUGGAGCUCAACAUGUCACAUUUCUAAUGUUGGGUUACGGUCUGAACUGAACCUACUCUCACCCGAACGUGCACGCCUAGUCCUCGAACUUGUGGAUUUGGGACGAAAACUACGACCGGAGGCACAACGGCGUCGCUGCUUGCAGUUUGAAACACAGCAGGGCUGCUUGCUGACGGAGAGGAAGAGAGGGGACUUUUUUUUCAGAACCAUGAGAGAAUACAAAGUAGUGGUUCUCGGAUCUGGCGGGGUUGGAAAAUCCGCAUUGACUGUGCAAUUCGUAACGGGAUCCUUUAUAGAGAAAUAUGAUCCCACGAUAGAGGAUUUCUACCGAAAGGAGAUCGAGGUGGACUCGUCGCCUUCGGUUCUGGAGAUACUGGACACGGCGGGGACCGAGCAGUUUGCCUCCAUGAGAGACCUGUACAUCAAAAACGGGCAGGGCUUCAUCCUAGUCUACAGCUUGGUCAACCAACAAAGCUUCCAAGACAUCAAACCAAUGAGGGAUCAGAUCAUUCGGGUGAAACGGUACGAGAGGGUGCCGAUGAUUCUGGUCGGGAAUAAAGUGGACCUGGAGGGCGAGAGGGAGGUCUCGGCCGGGGAGGGGAAAGCGCUGGCGGAUGAGUGGAAUUGCCCGUUUAUGGAAACUUCAGCCAAAAAUAAAGGCUCGGUGGACGAACUGUUUGCAGAGAUUGUCAGACAGAUGAACUAUUCUUCAGCACCAGGUAGAAACGACCAGUGCUGCUCGUCUUGUGUUAUUCUUUAAAAGGAUAAUCUAAGUUAAAUGUUUUCACAUUUCUUAAAUUUGCAAAUGGUGAGUGAGCCCUUCCUAAUAUUAAUCUAAACUUAAAAUAAACAAGAAUCGAGGAAACUAAUAAGUUUUGCUUGAAGACAAAAACGGACACAUUUUGAACAAUACUUUGGUGUUAACUGUCAUCGUUAGUAUUGGAAAGCGUCAUCCAAUGUGUUGCACAGGCGUAGAAAAGACAGAAAUCUCAUCUGUACCAGUGUUUACAUGGCAGAGUACUUGAAUGUUCUGGGAAAAUGGCUACAAUUUCAAACAACGGGCACCUUGCAUCCUUGGAAUAGGGUUUAGCCCGGUGCUAUGUUGAAAUGUUCAAUGUAAGCUGACGUUUUUAGUUCACCAUAUCUGUUUUUUCUUUGGAGGUGUGUUGCAGGUAGUCUGUACUGUUGAAUUGUUCUUCGUGGCUCACCUUGGACUGAGUUAAGGAAUUCCGUGAGGGAGGAGGGUAAGCAGGGAGGGUGAGGGCCACUCUUCAGGAAUUCCUUGAGGGAUGAGGGUAAGCAGGGAGGGUGAGGGCCACUCUUCAGGAAUUCCGUGAGGGAGGAGGGUAGUAAGCAGGGAGGGUGAGGGCCACUCUUCAGGAAUUCCUUGAGGGAUGAGGGUAAGCAGGGAGGGUGAGGGCCACUCUUCAGGAAUUCCGUGAGGGAGGAGGGUAAGCAGGGAGGGUGAGGGCCACUCUUCAGGAAUUCCUUGAGGGAUGAGGGUAAGCAGGGAGGGUGAGGGCCACUCUUCAGGAAUUCCGUUCGGCUGGAGUAUCGUUGCAGCAAACUCAAUGUACACCAUUGAUGUCAACAGCUUCAGCUGAGUUAGCGACCCCUGUCUCAGCUUGCGCUCCCAGCUGGAACUUAUCCCCAACGGCAGAGACGUCGAGACUGGGACCUGAAACGCGAUGGAUAUUCCUUUUAUGUAAAGAGGAUAUGACUAGAAAAGCAUAUUUUGUUCAUUGCUGCAUAUUAGUUGUAUUAUUUUGACAUUUCUCCCUCAUGGAGUUAUGUUCUGUGACCACAGCACACGAAAUAUGUUUUUCAGUGAGUCAGUGAGGUUAGAAUUGGACACAACUUUUGUGGAGUGUUAUGAUGAGUGCCACCCGUUUUUGUUUUUGUUCCCCCCUCCUCCUUCAACAUGCGCGAGAGGACACAACGUUAUUGACGGACAGACUGGCGACCCCCACCGCCCUCGCAUCGAGUGCCUUUCCAAAACAGCUGUUCAAAUUUAGUGCCAACCUCAGAGGGUCGCCACCCGACUCCCACGACCGUUGGACGGGAUCUUUGGGGAUGAAGAAGAAACAAUGUAACAACAAGGCUUUUGAUAAAGGAAUGGUGGUUGUCUUCUAUUUAGGGUUUUUUGGGGGGGACCUUUUGAAAACUAAGAUUGUUUUGUUAUUGUUGCUCUUAGAUUGAAAUACACAGGUACUGGAAACUUUUACCCACCAAACACUUCUUCCAGACCAUUUAAAUGAAAGGAAUUCUAUGUUUUGUCUUUAUUUGAAAAAGAAAAUGCGAUGUACCAUUAAAGUCUAACCCGAUUGUACGUUUAAUUUCAGACCAGCCUUUUAACAGCUGUCUGUCUGUUUUAAAAAUACUUUUAAUACAAAUUGCAUUUUUUUUAAA
Molecule: messenger RNA, 2495 nt
Organism: Oncorhynchus gorbuscha (pink salmon)
Lineage: Eukaryota; Metazoa; Chordata; Actinopteri; Salmoniformes; Salmonidae
Product: ras-related protein Rap-2b-like
Exons: 1
Coding region: 295-846 (183 amino acids)
Biological process (GO): negative regulation of cell migration; Rap protein signal transduction
Cellular component (GO): plasma membrane
Molecular function (GO): GTP binding; GTPase activity; GDP binding
Source: RefSeq, a predicted model, not a curated record